Molecule: messenger RNA, 927 nt
Organism: Coniosporium apollinis CBS 100218
Lineage: Eukaryota; Fungi; Ascomycota; Dothideomycetes
Exons: 3
Coding region: 1-927 (308 amino acids)
Biological process (GO): very long-chain fatty acid biosynthetic process
Molecular function (GO): oxidoreductase activity, acting on the CH-CH group of donors
Source: RefSeq, a predicted model, not a curated record
AUGGCUUCAAGACCCGUGAAGCUCGUCGUAAGGCCGCGAGGCAAACCAAUUAGGAAUCUACCUGAGGAGACCACUCUUGCCUUGCUCGACAGCACCGCGGACCUCUACAAGCGGAUCGCUGAAUCGUCAGGCACCUCGGUACACCGACUGCGCAUUACCAAGGGCAGCGAUGGCUCUCUCAUCCCCAAUUCCAAAGGGGUCACCAUCGACCGCACAGGCCUGCGUGAUCAAAGCAAAAUAGACGUCAAAGACCUGGGACCCCAAAUAGCAUGGCGCACCGUAUUCAUAGUCGAAUACCUCGGGCCCCUCCUCAUCCACCCCCUAAUCUACUACCUCCGGUCCUACAUCUACAGGCUCCCUCUCCUCAACCAGUCGCCCUCCUCGCUUCAAACCCUCUCCCUCAUCCUCAUCAGCCUACACUUCCUGAAGCGCGAGUUCGAGACCAUAUUUAUCCACCGCUUCUCCCUCGCCACAAUGCCCGUCCUCAACAUCUUCAAGAACUCCGCACACUACUGGCUGCUCGCCGGCCUCAACAUCGCCUACUGGACCUACUCCCCCUCGUCCCCGACCGCCAAGCCCGCGAACCCACUACUCACCUACGCCGGCAUCGCGCUCUUCGCCAUCGGCGAGCUGCUGAACCUCAACACGCACGUCGUGCUGCGGAAUCUGCGGAGCUCGGGCGGCACGGAACGCGGCAUUCCGCACGGCUUGGGGUUUGACUGGGUGACGUGUCCGAACUACCUGUUUGAGACGAUGGCGUGGGUGGGGAUCUGGAUGGUGAAUCGGAGCUGGAGCACGGGCUUCUUUGCGGUCGUGGCGGUGGCGCAGAUGGCGGCGUGGGCGAAGAAGAAGGAGAAGAAGUAUAGGAGUGAGUUUGGUGAUAGGUAUAAGAGGAAGAGGUAUGCGAUUUUGCCAGGAAUUUAUUGA